CCGCGCGUAAAGUCCGACCCGCAGCCCAGCGCAACUUCCAGUGGGUUCUCUCGCACACAUUUCGGCGAUUUAUAUGCAGCCAUGACGCGGGAGGACGACCUCAUCCGCAUGGCCAAGAAGCUGGAAAAGAUGGUGGCUCGAAAUAACACGGAAGGCGCCAUGGACCUGCUGAAGGAGCUCAAAAGUUUCAAUAUGACCCUUCAACUCCUCCAGGAAACACGGAUCGGCAUGUCUGUGAAUAGCAUCAGGAAGCACUGCACAGACGAAGAGGUCAUCGCUUUGGCUAAAGUCCUCAUUAAGGAAUGGAAAAGACUUUUGGACUCGAGCCACCCUCACACGGAGAAAGCGGAAGAAGAGAAGAACGGUUUGGACUCCAGCAAAGCAGCAGUGUCUCCAAACAGCUCACCCAGGAGAUUGGACGUCAAACAGAGACAUGAUUCAGUACCUGAUGCAAAUCAGUUUAUUAAAGACAGGAAAGAAAAACAUACUGCUCAGCCCAAAAAUAAAAAAGGGCCCAGAGGCGAGCGUGUGGAUGAAAAGCACCUGCAUAGGAAACAUCUAAAAGAAAUACUUAAAGAAGAAGGUAAAAAGCCAAGAGAAGAAGAAAACAACCAGCUUGAGAAAAGACAGAAGCACGUACAAGAUCACAUAAAGGAGAUAAGAGAGUGCGAGGUGCCCAAAAAGUUCAACGACUUGAAACCCAAAGAGGAGAGCAGACCUGAGUGGCCGAUGAACACGGUACCAGACGAACCUGUGAGGGACACCUACAGGGAGAAGCCUGCAGGUGUCCAAAAGCCGCUUUUUGAAAGAAAGAACUCUCUUGACUCUAUAUUGAGCCAGCCAGUGAAACACCAUUCAACUGACACUAAAGCCGACAGGCGCGACUCUGACUCCAAGCAGAACAGUUCACCUCCUGCAAAGAAGCUAACAUCUGAAAGGCGAGAGUCUCGUGGCUCAAAGGCCUCUCAGCCUGGACCUCCACAAAGGAAGUCAUCCACUGACCACAAUGGAAGAAAGGGCAAAACCGAAGCCCCUAAAACUCCAACCACGCCCACCAGCCCCACGUCACCUGGUCUCACACCCGCCGGAGGUCCGUUACCGCCUCACCUGACUACCGGAGACUCCGUCCGAGACAAAUGCAUCGAGAUGCUUACUGUUGCCCUGCGCACAGACAAUGACUACAAAGACUUUGGAACUAACUGUGACAGCAUGGCAGCAGAGAUUGAAGAUCAUAUCUACCAGGAGAUCAAGGCCACCGACAUGAAAUAUAAGAACAGAGUGAGGAGCCGCAUCAGUAACUUAAAGGACCCAAAGAACCCUGGCCUGCGCAGGAACGUUCUCGCAGGAAGCAUCGAUUUGAACCGCAUUGCCACGAUGAGCGCUGAGGAAAUGGCGAGCGACGAGCUGAAACAACUGAGGAACGUCCUCACUCAGGAGGCCAUCAGGGAGCACCAGAUGGCCAAAACUGGGGGCACCACCACCGACCUGCUACAGUGCGGCAAGUGCAAAAAGAAGAACUGCACCUACAAUCAGGUGCAGACACGCAGUGCUGACGAGCCCAUGACCACAUUUGUCCUGUGCAACGAGUGUGGAAACCGCUGGAAGUUCUGCUGAUGCCUUGCUGUUGAAACCAACUAUUAUUAUUAUUAUAAUUAUUUGUUUCAAUAAUGGGAGAUUUAUAAAUGUAGUUGGUGAUUUUAAACAUUUUGUAUUUCUACAAUUGUCCAUUGAAUUUUUUUUAAAGCAUGCUAAUAAUGAAGGUUUAUGUGAAAUUGAAGACUGAGCAUGAAUAAAGAUGACUCAGUCAGUAAGUAUUA
Phycodurus eques (leafy seadragon) is the source of this 1817-nucleotide messenger RNA. It is a transcript of the gene tcea3, whose product is annotated as transcription elongation factor A (SII), 3. Gene Ontology annotation, biological process: DNA-templated transcription; transcription elongation by RNA polymerase II. NCBI's taxonomy places the organism in Eukaryota, Metazoa, Chordata, Actinopteri, Syngnathiformes, Syngnathidae. The transcript is spliced from 14 exons. The record is from RefSeq and is a predicted model, not a curated record. Gene Ontology annotation, molecular function: nucleic acid binding; zinc ion binding. The coding region runs from base 82 to 1614 and encodes 510 amino acids. Gene Ontology annotation, cellular component: nucleus.